AUGUCGAGGUUGCUCAACAUCCGACCUGUCCAUAACAUCCUCGACACCGAGAGGUUGCGGACCCUUUAUGAUGAGAUCCAGACGGGGGUUCGGAGCCUCGAGGCAUUGGCCCUGUGUAACCUGAAUCGACCACCAGCAACAGGAAAGUCGGAAGAGAAGACUGUACUCACUGAGACAAUCGUACAGUCUUCGCUGCAAGUCGAAGGCACCAAGAAGAGAACCCGUGUCCUUCUGCAGACGGCUCAAGCGUGGGUUCAGGGUAGGGAGAAGCGAGCGAUGGUCAGGCUGAUGAUUGACGGUGGAAGUCAGCGUACCUUUGUCAAGAAAGAGGUUUCACACAAGAUGGGACUGCGUGUGAUGGGAGAGGAAACCCUGAAAAUAAUGACAUUUGGAAACGACAAGCCGUCUUCAGGAAUGAAGUGCCGCCGAGUGGAGUUAUGGCUGUGCAGUCGACACAACGAAAGAAAGAUCCGCGUUGAGGCGCUCGAGAUCCCACAAAUCUGCUGCGACAUCGUGCCAGCACCUGAAGCUUCCACCGUCAACUACCUCGAAGAGCAAGGCCUCGAACUCGCCGACAGUACGCAAGAUGGAGCAGAGAUAGGGCUGUUGCUGGGAUCCGAUUACUACUGGGAGGUCACAACCGGUGGUGUCAGGCGCCUGGACAGCGGUCUCGUAGUCGUGGAGACCAUUUUUGGCUGGACCCUGCAGGGGACAACGCACACCACAGAAUCAACAUCAACGUACGUGUCCACUGUGGGAGUGUUGCGCGUGGCUGUCAUCGGCGAGGAAGACCAAAACGACACUGAUGAUCAACUUAAAUCGUUUUGGCAGCUCGAGCACAUAGGAAUUGUCGACGAAGGAGAGGCCGACGUGGAAGACAACCAAGUUUUGCGAGAAUUUGGUGAGAACGUCUCCAGAGACAACUGCCGAUAUCAAGUUUCCCUUCCCUGGAAAGAGAAUGCUGGCGAUUUGGCAGACAACAAAGCCACGGCUUUCAGUAGGCUCAGGUCGUUGACGACCAAGGUUGUGAGCAACAAGCCACCCGAGUAA
Dermacentor albipictus is the source of this 1050-nucleotide messenger RNA. RefSeq lists its product as uncharacterized. NCBI's taxonomy places the organism in Eukaryota, Metazoa, Arthropoda, Arachnida, Ixodida, Ixodidae. The record is from RefSeq and is a predicted model, not a curated record.